This is a messenger RNA of Alternaria arborescens, 777 nucleotides long. RefSeq lists its product as hypothetical. The transcript has a single exon. Bases 1 to 777 code for a protein of 258 amino acids. NCBI's taxonomy places the organism in Eukaryota, Fungi, Ascomycota, Dothideomycetes, Pleosporales, Pleosporaceae. The record is from RefSeq and is a predicted model, not a curated record.
AUGAAACAUCAGAGCAGUGUCUUUCGCGCCAAACGACUAUCCAAAGCAUUUACAUCAACACUGACGAGCGUCUUCGAGAAGGUCGAUACGCUGACAGACGCACCAACAACAUCCCAUCAUCUCUUCUUGCCAACAGCCGAACGUAACUCAAAAGACAGCUCUCGACCCGGAAGCGUACAAGACGACUUCAACUUAGCCAUCCCAGCCGAAGCACCCACCGAGCAUUACAUAAUACAAGAAAACAAGUAUCCUGCUUUACGAGCUUUGCGAAGCGACGCCGAGAUUGGAGAUGGGAUAUGGAGAUGCUGUCACUGCCGCCACGAGAACAUCAUCACGCAUUACAAGGGAGCGUUCCCUUUCAAGCACCUGGUCUGCAAACGUUGCGGCGAGAUACUCUAUUCACAAUGUCAUUCCUCGGAGAUUCUUUCCCCUCUACCGUACGGCAUGAUUCAAGCACCACCACCUGGCCUAGAUCGCGAAGUCCGCUAUCUCCACGUCUGUACUAUUUGCGGGCUGAGCCACCGCGCGGAGAUGGAAGGUACGACGCUCGACUUCUAUAGCGUCAACUGUGCAGGUUGUGGAAACAGUUCAUAUGGAGACUGGCCACGUUAUCAUAUUGGAAGUAACGAGCCAUACAGAAGAGAUCCAGAUGCGAGAUUUGUCAAGCUCGUCGAUGCAAGAGCUGAUGAUGCAGCGAGGACAGCUUUCCGCUGGAUCAUUGCAAACGAUGAUAGACCGCCUUCGAGACUGAGUUGUAAGAAUCUGGAAGAUAUUUGA